Molecule: messenger RNA, 1707 nt
Organism: Sebastes umbrosus (honeycomb rockfish)
Lineage: Eukaryota; Metazoa; Chordata; Actinopteri; Perciformes; Sebastidae
Gene: vrk1
Product: VRK serine/threonine kinase 1
Exons: 13
Coding region: 156-1475 (439 amino acids)
Biological process (GO): signal transduction; peptidyl-serine phosphorylation
Cellular component (GO): cytoplasm; nucleus
Molecular function (GO): ATP binding; protein serine/threonine kinase activity
Source: RefSeq, a predicted model, not a curated record
UCAAGCACAUACACUAAUCUCUGACGUAAAACGCGCAGCAGUACUCUACCAAUAGAAUAGCAGAGCGUCGUGACGUCACUUCCUGACCGGUAGUUUUGCGGGAAGUUUGGUCCUCACACAGCUCAGCUAAACCUCCACUAAACUACACAGUCCAGAUGCCUCCUAAAGCCAAGGCGGCAAAGAAAGGCAGAGCUCCAGCUAAGAGGAAGCUGGCAGAGGAGUUCCCCCCCGGUGAGGUCCUAACAGACACAGGGAAGAAGCCAUGGAAGCUGGGGGCUCCAAUCGGCCAGGGGGGCUUUGGUCUCAUAUAUUUGGCUGAUGAGAAUUCUGCCAAAGCUGUGGGUGCUGAUGCUCCUUAUGUCAUCAAAGUGGAGCCCAGUGACAAUGGACCACUGUUCUCUGAGCUCAAGUUUUACAUGAGAGCUGCAAAGCCUGACCUGAUUCAGAGCUGGAUGAAGACACGCAAGUUGAAAAAUCUGGGCGUUCCCAGGUACUGGGGCUCAGGUCUGCAUGAGAGAGGAGGGAAAAGGUAUAGGUUCAUGGUUAUUGACAGGCUUGGCUCAGACCUGCAGAAGAAGUUUGAAGAAUGUGGAAGGAGGUUCCCAAGAAAACUGGUCCUGCAGCUCGGCCUCCGACUGCUGGAUACUCUGGAGUACAUCCAUGACCAUGAGUACGUGCAUGCUGACAUCAAGGCUUCCAACCUCAUGUUGAGCCACAGUGAUCCCGACCAGGUUUACUUGGUAGACUAUGGGCUGGCAUAUAGGUACGCACCCGACAGUGUCGUAAAAGAGUACAAGGAAGACCCCAAGAGAUGUCACGAUGGCACCAUCGAGUUCACAAGCAUCGACGCCCACAAAGGAGCAACUGCAUGCAGGCGGAGCGACCUGGAGAUCCUGUGCUACUGCAUGGUUCAGUGGCUGUGUGGACGCCUGCCCUGGGAGGACAAGCUGCAGGACCCCCUGUACGUCAGAGACUCCAAAAUCAGAAGCCAAGAAAACAUCUCUGAGUUUAUGACCGUGUGUUUCUCCUCCCAAGACAAGCCAGAAGAGAUCCAGAAGUUCAUGGAGGAGGUUAAAUCUCUGGGAUACGAAGACAAACCACCGUACGAGAAGUUGCGCUCCAUCCUGCAGGCCGGACUGAAGGCUAUCCAGGCUAAAGAUGACGGCAAGCUGAAGUUCACUCCCGUCAGUGGAAGUGCAUCGCCUCCCGCUAAGAAGGCCACCAAGAGAAAGAUGGCAGCCGAUGAAGCAGAAGAGAGUGAGACUGACGGAGGAACGAUCAAGAAAAAGAGAGUCACAAAGAAAAAAGAAGUGAAUGGUGUGAAGAAAAGUCCCAAAAAGACCCCGAGACCAAGGAAGGUACCCAGCACUAAAAAACUGAGUGACUCCAAAUCCAAACUGGUGGAGACGGCUACCCAGACAACACCCGGACUUGCCAAGAGAACUAGAGGCAGACCCAAGAAAAGCACCGCCUAAAGCAUCCACCUCAGCCUACACUCCUCCCCCCCCCCCCCCACUCCAGCCUGCUGUCUGUCCUCUGCUUCUUAAAAGAGUCACUUUUUCAAGUUUUAUAUGGUUUCUAUCUGUUACGCACUGCCACAUGUUGAUGUUUGACUGUAUUUGGUGUGGCUGAGGCCAGAUCCAUUGUAAUAAAGAGGAAAUGAACUUGUCCAUCUUUUGGUUUUAAUUAAAGGUUUCAGGGUCGAUG